This is a messenger RNA of Pteronotus mesoamericanus, 2315 nucleotides long. RefSeq names its product tripartite motif containing 56 (gene TRIM56). Gene Ontology annotation, molecular function: ubiquitin protein ligase activity; zinc ion binding. Bases 59 to 2296 code for a protein of 745 amino acids. The transcript has 2 exons. Gene Ontology annotation, biological process: protein monoubiquitination. The record is from RefSeq and is a predicted model, not a curated record. NCBI's taxonomy places the organism in Eukaryota, Metazoa, Chordata, Mammalia, Chiroptera, Mormoopidae.
UCUCCACACCUCAGCCCCCCGCUCCUGGUCCUGCAGCCCAAGGUCAGCUCAGGCCAGCAUGGUGUCCCAGGGAUCCUCGCCUUCUCUUCUGGAGGCCCUGAGCAGUGACUUCCUGGCCUGUAAAAUCUGCCUGGAGCAGCUGCGGGCACCUAAAACCUUGCCCUGCCUGCAUACCUACUGCCAGGACUGCCUAGCCCAGCUGGCUGAGGGCGGCCACCUCCGAUGCCCCGAGUGCCGCGAGACUGUGCCCGUGCCACCAGCAGGCGUGGCUGCCUUCAAGACCAACUUCUUUGUCAACGGGCUCCUGGAUUUAGUGAAGGCUCGGGCCGGUGGAGACCUGCGUACAGGGAAGCCAGCCUGUGCACUGUGCCCCCUGAUGGGUGGUGCCAGUGCUGGGGGUCCAGCCACAGCCCGGUGCCUCGACUGCGCUGAUGACUUGUGCCAGGCCUGUGCCGAUGGGCACCGCUGCACCCGGCAGACUCACACCCACCGAGUGGUGGACCUGGUAGGCUACAGGGCAGGGUUGUAUGACGAGGAGGCCCGGGAGCGCCAGGCAGCCCAAUGUCCCCAGCACCCAGGGGAGGCCCUGAGAUUUCUGUGCCAGCCCUGUUCCCAGCUACUGUGCCGUGAGUGUCGCCUGGACCCCCACCUGGACCACCCCUGCCUGCCCCUGGCUGAAGCUGUGCGUGCCCGGAGACCAGGCCUUGAGGAGCUACUGGCGGGUGUGGACAAGAGCCUGGCUGAGCUAGAGGCUGCCCGGAUGGUGGAAAAGGAAGCCUUAGCUUGCCUGCGGGAGCAGGUGGCCAGGGUGGGAACACAAGUAGAAGAGGCUGCUGAAGGCGUUCUCCGGGCCCUCCUGGCCCAGAAGAAGGAGGUGCUGGGGCAGCUACGGGCCCACAUGGAGGCUGCAGAGGAGGCUGCUCGGGAGAGGCUGGGGGAGCUGGAGAGCCGGGAGCAGGUGGCCAGGGCGGCAGCUGCCUUUGCCCGUCGGGUGCUCAGCCUGGGUCGCGAGGCCGAGAUACUCUCUCUGGAGGGGGCGAUUGCCCAGAGGCUCCAGCAGCUGCAGGGAUUUCCCUGGAUGCCUGGACCAUCCCCCUGUCUGUUGCCACAGCUGGAGCUUCAUCCUGGGCUCCUGGAUAAGAACCGCCACCUGCUGUGGCUCUCCUUUCAGAAGCAGCAGCCCCAAAAGGACAGUGGGAAAGAUGGAGCUGGAAGCCAGGAAGGUGAGGAAACCCAGAACCGCAAAGAGGAUGGAGGCCAGGCCCCAAAGGAGGACAGAGCCCAGACACCCCAGAAAGAUGGAAGCCAGCCCCCAAAUGUGGAGAGAGCCCAGACCCCGAAAGAGGGCAGAUCCCAGAUGCCCCAAGAAGAUGGAGGAGCCCAGACUGGCGGCAGAUCCAACAAAAAGAGGAAAUUCAAAGGCAGGCUCAAGUCAAUUUCCCGGGAGCCCAGCCCAGCACCUGGGCCAAACCUGGAGGACCCCGGCCUCCUCCCCAAGCCCAUCUUUUCCUGCAGCUUUCCCACACGGAUGCCUGGAGACAAGCGGUCUCCCCGGAUCACUGGGCUCUGCCCCUUUGGUCCCCGGGAGAUCCUGGUGGCAGAUGAGCAGAACAGGGCUCUGAAGCGCUUCUCCCUUAAUGGUGACUACAAAGGCGCUGUGCCUGUCCCCGAGGGCUGCUCCCCCUGCAGCGUGGCCGCCUUGCAGGGCGCGGUGGCCUUCUCAGCCGGGGCUCGGCUCUACCUCAUCAGCCCUGACGGCGAGGUGCAGUGGCGCCGAGCCCUGAGCCUCUCCCAGGCCAGCCAUGCUGUGGCUGCAAUGCCGAGUGGGGACCGGGUGGCUGUCAGUGUGUCAGGCCACGUGGAGGUGUAUAACAUGGAAGGCAGCCUGGCCACCCGCUUUAUCCCUGGGGGCAAGGCCAACCGGGGCCUUCGGGCACUCGUGUUCCUGACCACCAGCCCCCAGGGCAAUUUUGUGGGGUCAGAUUGGCAGCAGAAUAGUGUGGUGGUCUGUGAUGGGCUGGGUCAGGUCAUUGGGGAGUAUGGGGGACCAGGAUUGCAUGGCUGCCAACCGGGCUCUGUGUCUGUGGAUAAGAAAGGCUAUAUUUUCUUGACCCUCCGCGAGGUCAACAAGGUGGUGAUCCUGGAUCCAAAGGGGUCACUACUAGGUGACUUCCUGACAGCCUAUCACGGCCUGGAAAAGCCUCGAGUGACCACCAUGGUGGACGGCAGGUACCUGGUCGUGUCCCUCAGUAACGGGACCAUCCACAUCUUUCGGGUCCGUUCUCCGGACAGUUAAAGGGCCAGGAUUGGGGUGG